AUGGAAAAGAAGGAAAAAAUCAUAGUUUUAGUGGUUGUUUCGCUUUCGCUCAUCCUUGUAGCGGGGGUUGCCACCGGGGUCAUCAUGGUCGUUAAUAACAAAAAAAGCAAUGGCGCUGAAGUGCAAAACACUAAAGAAAGAUUCACAAGUCUCAUGUGCCGCAACACACAAGAGGAUCAAAACCUCUGUCGCGAGGUUCUAAGCCAAGUUGAUGGUUCCUCUUCUUCCGACCCGAAAGCAUACAUCGACGCUGCCGUGAACGAUAUCAGAGACGGUGUCACCACCGCCCUAAAGAUGAUGACAACUGAGGAGGAGUUCUCCAAAGAUAACAACGGAAUCAAGAUGGCCAUUGAUGGUUGCAAAGAAGUCAUGGAGUCCGCAUUGAGCACCCUUGACCUUUUCAGCAACGUGCUUCGCAGUAAUCACGACAUUAACUUCGUGCAAACGCAAAGCCCCGACCUCAGAAACUGGCUUAGCACUGUUAUCUCAUAUCAGCAAUCUUGUGUUGACAUUUUUGAGGAUCAAAAUGAAGGAGAGAGAAAAAUCAAAGAACAACUACAAAGCAAGAGUUUGGAUCGUGUUGAGAAGGUUUCCAUCAUAACUCUCGAUAUUGUUACUGGUUUGGCUAAAAUCAUUGAAGAUCUUGGUCUGCAUGUGGAAAUAAAACCCAUUGCUUCUUUUGGGCGUGUUCUUCGCGAAGAGGUUGAUAACGAGGGGUUUCCCGAUUGGUUUUCCUCUUCAGAUCGCAAGCUGUUGGUGAAGGAUGUGAAGUUUCAUAUCCCAAAUGUAGUGGUUGCUAAAGAUGGUAGUGGAAACUUUAGGACGGUUCAGGAUGCAAUUAACUCGUAUCCAAAGGCAAAGAAUUUUCAGGGAAGGUACAUUAUCUAUGUUAAGGCGGGGAUCUAUAAGGAGAAUUGUACGGUUCCAUCUCAUGCAAUGAACGUUUUCAUGUAUGGAGAUGGCCCUACUAAGACCAUUAUAACUGCUAGUAUGAGCAAUGUCACCCACAACCUCAAGACCAUGUUUACUGCCACUUUCGUGAAUAAAGCGGGAAUGUUUCUUGCGAAGGACAUGAGAUUCGAGAACGCAGCUGGUGCAGAAGGACACCAAGCAGUUGCACUCAGAAAUGUGGGAGAUUUUUCAGCUUUCUAUAACUGCCACAUACAUGGUUAUCAAGACACCUUAUAUGUUCAAGCCAACAGACAAUUCUAUCGCAACUGUGAAAUCGCUGGGACAGUUGACUUUAUUUUCGGUACAUCUCCCGCUGUGAUCCAAAGAAGCAAGCUCAUUGUGAGAAAGCCCUUGCCAACUCAGUUCAAUGUGUUGAUCGCAGAUGGCACCGUCCAGAGGAACAUGACUACUGGCAUUGUGAUUCAGGGAUGCCAGAUUGUUCCAGAUCCAAUGUUUGACCCUGUCAAGUACCAAAUGAAGACUUAUUUGGGUAGGCCAUGGAAGGAAGGAUCGAGAGUAGUAAUCAUGGAAUCAUAUCUGGGUGACUGGAUUAAUCUGGAAGGGUGGGCCCCUCAUGAUGGCAAUGAAAUGAAAGGCUUCUUAGAUAUUUGUGAGUAUGGAAAUACCGGACCUGCUGCUUUAGUUCAUGGAAGAAUUAAGUGGAAAGGGUAUCGUGGUAUGAUAACUAAGAAUGAAGCCAUGCGAUUCACUGUUGCUGAAUUCCUCAAGGGUGGACCUAACAAUGGUGCUGACAGAUGGUUGAACGCUCUUGGUGUUCCUUUUGACAGUGAUUUUCUAAGACCAUAA
Arachis duranensis is the source of this 1758-nucleotide messenger RNA. RefSeq names its product pectinesterase-like. NCBI's taxonomy places the organism in Eukaryota, Viridiplantae, Streptophyta, Magnoliopsida, Fabales, Fabaceae. The transcript has 2 exons. Gene Ontology annotation, biological process: cell wall modification. Gene Ontology annotation, molecular function: pectinesterase activity; pectinesterase inhibitor activity. The coding region runs from base 1 to 1758 and encodes 585 amino acids. The record is from RefSeq and is a predicted model, not a curated record.